Messenger RNA from Trichobilharzia regenti, 4041 nucleotides. The record is from the annotation of a GenBank genome assembly. NCBI's taxonomy places the organism in Eukaryota, Metazoa, Platyhelminthes, Trematoda, Strigeidida, Schistosomatidae.
GAACAUUUAGAGCUCCUGACUAGCUUGCCGCCUAUUAUUAUUUCUCGAUAUGUUGGAGGAGUCAUGUGAAUCGCCUGAUGGUUUGGAUAAUAUUUUUUCAGAUGAACUUAACAAAAUUUCAACUCUCGAGGAGGCGGGAGGGCUGCCUACGCUCUGCGGUAUUUGUGAGAAGCCCUUCUCAAACCCGGUUAUUUUGAGUUGUCUUCACAUAUAUGACCGUGAUUGCUUGCAUAAGUUUGAGCAAAGCGAUAAUGUCGUUCCUUUUACUAAGUGUCCGAGGUGCGAGACAUUAUCUAGUAGUGUAGAGACACUUGAAGCCUAUGAUACGACCAUUGUCCAAACACGUGAUGGUGACAAUACACAACAGUUAAGCGGGAAAGGAGUUAAGUGCUCAGUGUGUACAGAUGGCAACGAAGCUCUCUACCGAUGCAUGCAUUGCGCAGGUACUUUAUGUGAACGGUGUCGUGAUAUUCACAAGGUAUGUUGAGGUGAUAAUUUCUAAAAUUCUAGGUUAUGAAGGUUUUCUCAAACCAUGAAAUAUUGGACUUAACUGAAGAGGAGAAGUUAAAUUCUAAUGUGUUGCAGCGUAACAUGCUGAACAAUAAACCAGUUAUGUGCACAAUUCACCCGGAAUGCAUAUUGACUUCGUUCUGUUUACAGUGCCAUAUCCCUUUAUGUGAGGCGUGUUUUGAUUAUGAACACAAAGGACAUAUAACAAUUCUGUUGGAGUUAGUGCCUACACACAUUGACUCUUUGUUGUCGGAUAUGAUUGAUAUUUGUCGUUUAAAACAAAAGGACUUUCGCGAUUCAGUUGAUGUGAUGCAUAGCUUACUAUCAGAGCUAAGUGCAUCUCGAGAUACCAAUAAAACUGUUAUAUUGGAAACCUGUAAACAGUGGAUAGCAGCAAUUGAGAAGGUGAAGGAGAAUUUCAUUCAUAAAAAUAGAGAGAUCCAUGAUGAAAUAGAAAUGAAAGUAUGGUCGCAAAUUAAUAACAUGAACAAAACUAUUGAUCAUGUCGACUUUGCAUGCGAAUUCGUUAAGACCUACCUCAGGAAGUGUUCGAACAUUGAAGUAUGCAAACUUUUUAAGAAUGUUCUUGCAUGUUUUGACAAGCUGUCAAAACAGCAAGCCAUCAGUGAUUUCUCAGCGAAAUUCCUAUUUACACCAGGUACUGCAAGUGUUUAUGAUGUUGUUCGUCAGCAGUUCGGUUCUUUCGGAUUCACUGAUUCAUUGGAGUCAAGCGUGCAACAAAUCACAGAUACACUACUACAAGCAUUCCCGACACCCAACUCUCACAUUUCAGCCUUAAGUGGCGUGGAAGAUGUCGCAAAUGAUCUCAAUCAAUUAACAAUCAAAUCUGACGGACUUAUCGACACAGACUCUCUUGUAUGCAUGGACCAAGGAGUGUCUGCACAGUUGGCCCCAGGUAGUCCGGUACAUCCAGACGUCCGUGACAAUGCAAAUCCAACUUGUGUUGCAAAUGGUAGUCUAAACAACUACACUGUUAGAUCUAACAAUUCAAGUCGUCCUUCCAGCGAUUGGUGUGACUUAAGUGUUACACUUCCUAACAUGGAACCACCUGAAUUUCUAUCUAACGUAACACAAGUUGAUUCAGUUUUUGGCACGCCUUUUAUUACAAGUGACAAUUUAAGACCUGGAAACAGUAUCAUGCCGCCACUGGAUGUUGACCCCAGUCUUAUGUUGAAGCAGAAGCUCCCAGCCAAUUACAGUGCAACGCUGUAUGAGUAUAGUCGUAUAAGGUCAGCCCGUUGUACACAAAUGAAUAUUAGAGCAAAGUGGGGCUCUCUUGGUUGUGAAUUGGGGCGCUUGAAUUCUCCGCAUGGGUUUUGUUUGGGCUUUGAUGAAGAGAUAGUAGUUGCUGACACAUACAAUCAUCGCAUUCAGAUAUUUUCGAAGCACGGGGAAUUCGUAUCGUUUUUUGGUGUAUCAGGAAGGGUGGAUGGUUUAAUGUGGUAUCCACGCAAAGUUGCAAUAAUAAGACAGAGUCAAAGAUAUGUUGUCUGUGAUAGGGGAAAUGAACGUUCCCGUAUGCAGCUGUUCAGUCGAAGUGGACAUUUCGUACGACGUAUUCCAAUUCGUUACAUAGAUAUUGUUGCAGGAUUAGCGAUUAACCAACAUGGUACUUUGUUUCUAUUUGCUAAUACUUUUCAGGUCAUAUUGUUGCUAUUGAUAGUGUUUCACCGUCGGUUUUUGUUGUAUCAGAAGAGGGACAUCUCGUCCGUUGGUUUGACUGCAGCAAUCACAUGAGAGAACCAUCUGAUGUUGCAAUACAUGGUCGGGAGUAUUACAUUUGUGAUUUUAAGGCACAUUGCGUUAUUGUUUUCCAAGAGGAUGGAACUUUCAUCCGUCGUAUAGGUGGCGAAUCAAUUACGGAUUUCCCAAAUGGAAUUGAUGUUAGUGAUCAUGGUGACGUGCUUGUUGGAGACUCACAUGGGAACCGGUUUCAUAUUGCUGUGUUUAGCCGAACAGGUGAGCUACUCAGUGAAUUCGUCUGCAACCAAACAAAAGUCAGUCGCUCCUGCUGCUUAAAAAUAACAACUGAGGGUUACGUUGUAACACUUGCUCGGAGUUCUAAUAAUGUCCUGGUCAUGCAGACUUUAUACAUAUGUUAAUACCGACUGCCGACCGGUUGAUAUCCAUAGGACAACUAAUAUACUUCCCAAGAUAUUGUUCUUCCAUUCUAUAAUAGCACCAUUGGAUUUCACUCAACCUCAUCAUGAUAUAUAGUUUCAAGGAGUAUUUAUGAUUGUCCGUUUUGGACAGUUUCUAACUCUUUCGUGCUUCAGUCAAGAGUCAUUCUUCCCCCGUGGUUAUUCCGGGGUGUUCGUGAUAAUUUUUCAACUUUAUUACAGUAUGUUUUUCUGUUUAUUCAUAUUCACUUUUUCUUAUUAAUUUUGGGAACUCUGAUUUCAAGCGAGUUCUGCCUUUUCCCAUAUUUAUAUUGAUUGUUAUUGUAUUAUUAUUAUUGCUAUUAUUAUUUACUAUUAUUAUUUAUUAUUAUUAUUAUCAUUACUAAUAUUUCAUUUAUUGAGUCCGGAGACAGUUUCAAAAGACAUCGAAAAACCACAUUUUAUUGAAAUUUUUCAAUGGCUUAGAAACAUUAGAUAGCAUUUUAUCUGAAUCGUUUUCACGGUAUUUUUGCAAUAUUUUUGAGAUUACGGAUUAUUGUUUUUUGUUUUUUUCUUAUUGCAUCACUUAUUUAUAGUCUAGUUUGCUUAGUCUAGUGUACUAAGUUUGAUUUAUUUUCAGUGAGUCAAUCACGUGCUUAAAUCCGACAUUAUAGUUGGUUUUUUCAAGUGAUUACACACGUGCCUUUCAUUCAUUUCUUGACAUGACAAUUAGCUGUUUUCCUAACUUUUACCUUUGAUAUUGGAUUGCUCAUUAUUUAGGCUCAGGCCGUUUUCAUAGGUUUCAACACAUAUUUAUCGGUCAUGCAUUUGUUUCGCCGUUUUCUCUUAUAUUUUGGCUCCCUAAUGGGGGUCUUCAUAAGUGAAUAAUUUCCUUAUCCAUUCCGUUUUUCUGAAUUAAUUGCCAAAUAUUUCAUUGAUCUUGAUGUUAAUUAUGUACCAAAAUCUCAGAGUCCAAUCUUUUUUAAAUAUGUCGAUGUCUCAUUUUUGCAUUAAACUGUUUUUUGUCUUUCUUGAAACUUCAGAAUAUUAUGUCAUGUUUUAGCAAUAAUGAUUCCAUUUUCACAUAUUGAAUGACUUGUCAAUUUUGUUGUCAUUUUGUUUAUAAAAGAUCAUGUAAUGGUCUAUUUUGAAGCACAAAUUUUCGCUUGUAUUCUCUGCCUGUUGGUUUAUCAUACAAUGUUUUCUUUUAUACCAUGUGUUUUUGAUAUCUCUAUUCUGUGUUGCAAGGUAGACUGUUCCUUAUGUUGUUAAUCCCAGCUAAAAUGAUGUUCUCCUGCUGACUGAUGCUAAGUUUUGAGUCUUUUCGGGUUAUGAAGUGAUCUCUCGUUUAAGUCUUGUUUGCUUCAUUUCGUUUUUGUGUAAGGUGGGAGAAUAAAUUAGGACCAUGAAU